UUAUCUCCACCCUCUGCUCGGGAAACACUGCAUUUGACUUUGUAUAGAAUUUCUUGAGUCAUCCAUUUGCUGGGAGCUUCAGUCCCGAUCAGGAGGGCGACUGAUCCAAAAUCCCAGGAUGCAUCUACUGAGCUGUAUUGCUGCCACCUUCCUCUUGCUCUGCUUGGCUUGCCAGCUGUCUUUUUCAAAAGAGACCAAAGACCACUCUGACAAUUCUUCAGCCUUGAUCCCAUGCCUUCAUAUAGAUGUGGACUACUGCUCAGAAGCAGCCAAAUGUUGCCAUCUUGGGGUAGAUGAGUAUGGCUGGAUCGCCGCUGCGGUUGGCUGGAGUCUGUGGUUUCUCACUCUCAUCCUAUUCUGCAUCGAUAAACUCAUGAGACUGCAGCCUGAUGAACCCAAACACUUGGAAGCCUGAGGAACAACAAAGCUGAGAAAUGCCUCUGCCUGUAUUUGCUGUUCAAGACCAAGCAAGUGGCUUCAGACAUUAGUUUAGCUUCUUUUGCUGUUGCUGCAUAAAAGGACAUUUCUGAACCUCGCACUGCAAAAGAGGGCCUGAAAAGAAAAAGACACUGCAAAGUUGCACCAUACUAUUAUUGUGUCCUAAUGUUUUGCCCGCAUCCAUGGCUGGCGUUUUCAGAGACGUGUCACAGUGAGAAACAGAGAUGUGUUUCUCCCAGUGUGAAACACAUUUCACAGUGACGUGCCUCUGAAGAUGCCAGCCAUAGAUGUGGGCAAAAUGUUAGGAGCAAAAACUACCAGAUUUCAAUCACACAGCCCAGAAAACCCACCUCAGCCAGUUGAUUCCGGCUGUAAAAGCCUUCGACAAUACAUUGAAUCUCAGUUCCUUAAUACAGCUUCUAUUUAUAGCUCCAUCAAAUGCAACAGCAGCACCCAUCUGGAUUCCGUGGUCCCAGCUGUGAGUUUAUCAUCCGUAGUAAAAGGUCAGCUUAUCCCCUCUAAAACUGGGAUGGGGGAUCUUCAGAUCUACAGCUAGUCAGCACUUUCUUCUGAUGAAACACACUGUGAAAUUUCUUUUGCGGGGUCAGUAAUCUGAAUCACAACUUGAAGUGUUGCUUCCUGGAUAUUAAAAAAAAUUAAUCUAAGCCAACAGGCACAAUUCAAAAUAACUGACUGGUCAUACUAUGCACAGGUCUACAGGGAGUGGUGGUGUUUUGCUUCUCUGAGGACAGUACACAAACACAAAACCAAAGGAGGCGGUAGGUGGCAUAAUGCUUCUCCAGCUCCUUGGGAGAGGAAGGGAGACUGGGGGCCAAACACAUACCACAUAUGAUAAACUGAAGUUGCACCUGGGGCGUGAUCUCCCUAUCACCCCGCUUCCUCCAUCUCUACUGCCACCUGCAAUAUAAUUUAAGAUAUAUAUGCAAUAACUUCUGACUAAAGCUAACUCAGAAAGAAACAGCUAUUGGUAGCAUGACGCAAGAAACCAUAACUUUAAUUAUUCUCAUCAGGAAACAAAUCUUUUAAUGAAAAAAAAAACCCUUUGUUGGUCACUGUGUUUUUAUUGUGUAUUUUCCUUCAUUUUUCAUUGUACAUGCGCUGAAAUAAUCACAAAACAUCAACAUCUUUCACGUGCAAAAUUAACCCCCCCUCCCCAAAGUCACAACAUUCACAACACAAAUUUCGGUGUUGGA
Molecule: messenger RNA, 1652 nt
Organism: Sphaerodactylus townsendi
Lineage: Eukaryota; Metazoa; Chordata; Lepidosauria; Squamata; Sphaerodactylidae
Gene: TMEM213
Product: transmembrane protein 213
Exons: 3
Coding region: 119-415 (98 amino acids)
Source: RefSeq, a predicted model, not a curated record